Messenger RNA from Aspergillus japonicus CBS 114.51, 847 nucleotides. RefSeq lists its product as uncharacterized. The record is from RefSeq and is a predicted model, not a curated record. Bases 224 to 739 code for a protein of 171 amino acids. Lineage: Eukaryota; Fungi; Ascomycota; Eurotiomycetes; Eurotiales; Aspergillaceae. The transcript has a single exon.
CUCCAAGCAUCAUAGUACAUGGCCAGUCUACUUACCACCAUUGGCCUUCAGUAGACCGAUUGUUGAAGAAUUCGAGGCGCCUGUCAAGCCAAGCAAGGCUGCCGUUACGGCAAGUGAGAUGAAUCUCAUCUUACCAGAAGAGUAUGAGAAAAUGAAAUCAAUGAAGGACUUUAGUCAGAAGGGAUUAUACGAAUGAAAGAGCGAAUAUGGCCAGCCAGUGAGAAUGAGUCCGUAUCCCAGGCAUCUUCUACGUAGGCGCAUCGCUCCAUUUAUAGUCCUCAUCUCUCGCGGUCUCCAUCAACCCGUCUUGUCCUCAAGCAUUGUCCUUGAUGGACGGAAAGAAAAGACGCUCCGACAUUCGUGGUAUGAAGUCCCUGAGUAUUACGACGCGAGGCCCACCAGUAGUUUAUCUGAACAGGUAAUGUUCAGGGACAUCAUAUCUUCCUAUAACCGAUGCGGCAGCCGCAGUUCGCAACUUCUAGACUAUGGAGUACGGAGUACUCCAGGCCAGACGCCAAGUCGGAUAAGCCGAGUGCGCGCGGGUGAUUCAAACCACAGCAAAACACCGAGACGAGGAAUUGAGUACGGCAAUUUGGGUCAUUACGGCAUCCCGAAACCCCGGGUGACGCGUCACAUCCAGGGAUUGAAACCACCGGCUCAGUCGGCUCUUGGUGUGAACGCAUCAACAUCUUGGAAAGAUAGGCUAUGCUCUAAGAUUCUCGCUGUCAGUGGAGGUUAGACCGCAGAACUUUCCAUUAGUCAGCGGAAGGAUUGUCGCAUCAGGGUCAGGAACCAACAAGCCUCGGAUGACCCGAAUUGUUUACUAUCAGGUUCGCAAUAGUAUCAU